AUGACGCUAAAGAAAUCAGUGUUCAACAAAAUGAUGCAAGCUGAGGCUAUUGAGUCGACAGUGAGAGAUGGCAUUGAAGCCCUCGGCGUAAAGGAUAGCGAGCAAGCAAGAGACAUUAAAGAGGAGGAUGCAGACGUGGAAAAAGAAUCAGUCCUGGAGGAAGAUACACACCCCAAAGAGAAAGAUGAAGACACCUUUGCUUUAGAUGGGGCCAGGAAGGAUGAUGCCCAAGUGGACUGUACAGAUGCACAGAAGUCCACUGAAGAUGCAGAUGCAUGGGAACUUGCUUAUAGUGAUGACGACAUUGAAGAUCCUAAAAACUGGAUGCCUCCUCCAUCAGAAAUCAAGAGACUUUAUGAGCUCCUCGCCAAAGGAGAAAUGCUAGAAAUGAAUUUUGUGCCUCUUGCCAGACGGCCACCAACACCUGAACGGACGCCUUCUCCAGAGAGAGACGACGAGGACGAAACGGCAAAGGAGAGAGAAAGGGAAGAACGAGAACGCAAGCCACCGACUCCAACUGAAUUUGAUUUUGAUGAGGAGCAGUUAAAGUCAACACCAAAAAAUGCCUUCAUGAACAGACGCAGAACUCCAGGGUCGUCAGCGCGCUCGUCUGUGAAGCGAGAAGCCAGGUUGGAUAAAGUGUUAUCAGACAUGAAGCGACAUCGAAAGAUAGAACAGCAGAUAAUGCGCACUGGACGAGAUCUCUUCAAAUGUGAGAAAAAACUGGAAGAAGCACUGUCUCCCAACUCGCAGAAAGAACGAGAUAAGGAGAGAGAGCGAGACAGCAACCCCAAUACCAUCUUCUCCCCAAGGCAGAGAAGAUACUAA
Molecule: messenger RNA, 828 nt
Organism: Knipowitschia caucasica
Lineage: Eukaryota; Metazoa; Chordata; Actinopteri; Gobiiformes; Gobiidae
Source: the annotation of a GenBank genome assembly